Molecule: messenger RNA, 1980 nt
Organism: Uloborus diversus
Lineage: Eukaryota; Metazoa; Arthropoda; Arachnida; Araneae; Uloboridae
Product: T-cell immunomodulatory protein-like
Exons: 1
Coding region: 86-1849 (587 amino acids)
Cellular component (GO): plasma membrane
Source: RefSeq, a predicted model, not a curated record
UUUGUUGGGUAGCAGACAAAAUUUCAUGUAAACAAGAAUGUCAUUUUUCGCUUUAAAGCUAGUUUUCACGUGAAAUUACUCAAAAAUGAGAAGUGUAUAUCAUAUAUUUGUAGCAUUACAGUAUUUUUUCUUAAAAGAAAUUCUCGCUUAUCAGUUUAAGGAAAAUACCAACGAUCCAAUAAUCACUGGUAUUAUUGCUGCUUUUGGAUAUUUCAAUUCAGACGCGUAUACGGAUGUAUUUACUUUGCAACGAGGAUAUAUAUUGCAAGUUUUACUUGGAAGUGAGAACGGUCAGUUUCAACCUGAGCCUCACAUCAAUUGCUCGUUUGGAAGGGUUAUAACUAGUGUUGUACCUGGUGACUUUAAUGGAGAUAAUUUUAUGGAUAUUUUGGUGACGCUGUCCCACGAGAAUGACAUAAAUGAUGUGAUGGUUCUAUGGGGUAACAAUAACAGCGUUGAUUGCAAGGCACACUUGUUAUUUAGUCUGACAAGUCAGCCUGUGAUAGCCGAUUUUAAUGGUGAUAUGAUUCCUGAUAUUAUAGGUGAAGUCGGGGUUGGCCAGAGGUAUGCCUGGAUUUCUUCUUUUGAUAAAAGUUUUAAAAAUCAUAGCAUAAAAUCGGACCAAAAUUUUCGAAAGCCUCAUUCUUCAGGAUUGGGAGACUUCAACAAUGAUUUAGCUUCUGAUAUUUUAAUCACGGGAGAAGAUUACAUGGAGUUAUGGUACAAUACUGGCACAGGAUACAUCAGGAACGGUAGUUUGCCCUAUCCGAAGGUCAGUUGGCUGCAACAUAUUUUUCCUCAACAAUCUACUUUUGUUGACAUCAACCUUGAUGGAGUUUUAGACCACAUUAUGCCUGUCUGUUAUGAUAGUAAUUGUUUGACUUCUGCAAUUUACAUCAGGAGCUCAAAUGCAUUAGAAUGGAGGAUUUUGUUUGAUGAUUUUAACUAUGGUGAAAGUUACUGGCAUUUCCGGAAACCUACUGGAUCUCCUUUAGAGAUUGCUGCACUUCCAGUCACUCUCAGAGCUGGUGAUAUCGAUAUGGAUGGCUAUCCAGACUUUAUUACUGUUUUACAAUCAAAAUCAAACCCUUCUAUUAAUAAAGCUGUCAUUUUUAACAACAUUCAGUGCUCAAAUUGUAGUGAUUGUACUCAUGAAAGAUGCUUGAAGAUAGAUUGGGAAGUUGCUGGUUUGAAAGAUAUUGUCGAUAUUCAAAUCGCUACUUUCUUCGAUAUAUCUGAAGAUGGAAUAAUGGAUGUUGUUGCUUCAUCAAAGACUAAAGGAGAUUGGAAAAUCCAUGCAUUGAAAAACAUUGAGCCAUCGGAGUCCUGUUUUAUGAAAGUAUUGGUACACAGUGGCCUACCUCUACUUGAUACUAAAACUGAAACCCCUUAUGGCGUGAAUCAACCUGGUCCUAUGGUGCGAUACAAUUUAACUAAAGAAGAUGGGGAGCGUGUAGUGGGCUGUUCAAUCCAGAUGUCUCAGUCUGCUCAUUUUCCUCUUCAGUUACCGUAUUCGAUAUUUGGUUUGGGACAAACUCCUAAUUUUAUCGAUGCUUUGACUGUUGCCAUUCCAGCAAAAUUCAAAAAAAAUGUUCAUAAAAAGGAAUGGAAUCAAAUAAUUCCUAAUUCCCAAAUAAUUGUCAUUCCAAACCCACCACAAGAUGAAGAAAAAUGGGUGAGAAAACUGUUUGUUACUCCAAGCAAAUUUGUAAUUUAUACUUGUAUCGCCCUCACAGGAACUUGUAUAUUUAUUUCUUUGAUUGUGGCCCUGCUACAUUGGAAAGAAAGAAAAGAAGAUAAGAAAGAAAAAAUGCAAGAUGCUUACAGGUUCCACUUUGAUGCUAUGUAAAUUUUUUAAAAUUGUAUUUAAUUUUACUGAAAUAUUUUCAAGUGUCAGAGACAAGUAAUUGCUCACCGAUGUUUAUAUUUGCAAUGCUAAACGUUUUAUAAAUUGUGUUGAAUGAAUAAAUAUUUUCUAUG